AGAUGAACGAACAAUCGGAUAAGAACAAAUCCACUCAAGAAGAACACACCGAACAAACUUUUGCAGAAAAAAACAAUCAGAUUGGACAGAAGCAACUGCAACAGAUAGAGCGGCAGCUAAAAUGUUUGGCAUUUCAAAACCCUGGACCACAGGUGGCAGACUUUAAUCCUGAAACAAGGCAGCAGAUAAAGAAAGCACGGAUGUCAAAGAUGAAUGAAUAUUUUUCUGUAAAAUACAAAGUUAUGAAGAAGUACGAUAAAAGUGGCAGGCUCAUCUGUAAUGACGCUGACCUGUGUGACUGCCUGGAGAAGAACUGCCUGGGCUGCUUCUACCCCUGCCCCAAGUGCAACUCCAACAAGUGUGGACCCGAGUGCCGCUGCAACCGCCGCUGGGUUUAUGAUGCCAUUGUCACUGAAUCCGGAGAGGUCAUCAGUACACUACCAUUCAGUGUUACUGACUAGGGGCUGUUAUGAUAGGUUCUUUCAUUUUGCCUUUGACUUUCCUUCCUUUCUUCCUUUCCUUUCCUUCCUAUCUUGUUGCUUUUGUUUCAAAGACAGGGUCUCACUCUGUGGCCUAGGCUGGCCUUGAACUUACUAUGUAGCCAGCACAGGUGCCUGGCUUUGACCUCACCAGCCAUCCUUAACUUCCUGAAUGCUGGUAUUUCAGUCCUGAGCCAUUAAGCCUGGCUUCUAUUUUAGUUUGUUUACUUGUUUGUUUAAUAUAUUUUA
Molecule: messenger RNA, 728 nt
Organism: Nannospalax galili (Upper Galilee mountains blind mole rat)
Lineage: Eukaryota; Metazoa; Chordata; Mammalia; Rodentia; Spalacidae
Gene: Arl14epl
Product: ADP ribosylation factor like GTPase 14 effector protein like
Exons: 3
Coding region: 3-461 (152 amino acids)
Source: RefSeq, a predicted model, not a curated record